AUGGACGGUUUGUUUGGUUUUUGCGAGUUGUCGAUGUGCUCGGAGUUGCUCGGUCGUUGCUUCUUCGGACUGAUUUCUCUCGUAGAAUGCUUUGCUCUAUAUUCCAGUUUUGCUGUUAUGGGAAAGCUUUGUUUUUUGAAUGGAAAUGGAUUUGAGCUGAAAUGGGUUGAUUGCUUGGAGUUGGAGAAACUCUUCUGCCGGAAGAAUUACCUUAGACUGUGGAUUGGACUGUUCAGCAACAUGGUUCAGACGCUGGAAGCUAUCAAAGGUGGUGGAGGAUCCAUCAGGAUUGGAACCACUGGUACAAUCAGUGCGCUAAUGACGAGAGAAUUGGAAUCCAUCAAGUCUGCUCCUAAGACGCCAAUCUCUCCUAGAAAUCGACCUCGGCCGCAAGUGGUUUCCAUUUCCUGCAGGGCCACUACUCCUAAAAGACCACAACAAAGGAAGUCAAUGGACGGAGCAAGCAGCAGCAACUGUGCUGAUGAAAGAAGCCUGGAGGUUCCUCGGAAAACAAAAGGUCAUGGCAGAACUAACACUGAACUCCCAAUGCUCGCAGGCGAUGAUGUUGCUCUUGAUGGAACUCCAGAGAGGAGGAAAACUGACAAAAAGGAGCAGCCAUUUCUUGAGGGAUUUCUGUGUCGCUUGGUCUGGAUUUAUACAUGUUCUCUAUGCCGGGAGCUAUGGAAGCUUGAUAAUGAAGAGAGGUGGUUUUGGGUCUUGUCUGGGUGGGAAGAUUGCUUUCGAUCUGGGGCACUGGGUGUUUUGGUCUCAUAGCUAGUGUAUUCACAUGAAUUCUGAACCUUAAGUUUUCUAUCUGAGAGGGAACCCCUGUAGAUUUUUACUACUUGGUGGAUGGGAUAGUGACAUAAGGUCACUUUAUACAUGUGCUUGCAGUUAAAACCUUUUAAGGUGCUAACCAACUGUCGUAUUUCUCUACCUGCUAAA
This is a messenger RNA of Syzygium oleosum, 945 nucleotides long. RefSeq lists its product as uncharacterized. Bases 1 to 774 code for a protein of 257 amino acids. NCBI's taxonomy places the organism in Eukaryota, Viridiplantae, Streptophyta, Magnoliopsida, Myrtales, Myrtaceae. The record is from RefSeq and is a predicted model, not a curated record. The transcript has 3 exons.